Paramuricea clavata is the source of this 1248-nucleotide messenger RNA. The record is from the annotation of a GenBank genome assembly. NCBI's taxonomy places the organism in Eukaryota, Metazoa, Cnidaria, Anthozoa, Malacalcyonacea, Plexauridae.
AUGAGAAAGAGAAAAUGUAUUGCCAUCCUUGUCCUGCAAGGGUUACUGGAAAUAGACAAGAAUCCAAGAGGAAAGACCAGGUCAUGGAUAAGGAAAAGAGAAAGCCGUGGAUUUUACACGAACAUCGUGAGGGAAUUGAUGGUUGAAGACACAGCAGCGUAUCGUGAGAUGAUGAGAAUGUCCUACGACGAUUUUAAAGUAUUGCUACGAGUUGUAGAGCCUCACAUAAGUCCGCAUCAGGUUCAAGGUGGCCAAAAAGUGAUACCAGCCCCGGAAAGAUUAACUUUGACUAUAAGAUUUUUAGCUACAGGUGAGACCUAUCGAUCCCUGUGCUUUCAAUUUCGUAUAUCGGUGGCUGCGAUAUCCUAUAUUGUCAAAGAGGUUUGUGAAGCCAUUGUGAAACAUAUCGGACCACUGUAUCUAAAAGUCCCAUCCACCACUGAAGAAUGGCUUGAGAUAGCAGCAAAGUUCGAAGAAAUAUGGAACUAUCCUAACUGUGUUGGAGCCAUAGAUGGUAAACAUAUAGUCAUGCAGCCACCUGCCAAUGCUGGAUCAUUUUUCUAUAACUACAAGCACACCCACUCGAUUGUACUAAUGGCUGUUGCUGGUCCAGACUAUGAAUGCAUCUAUGCAGAUGUUGGUACCAAUGGGAGAGUAGCUGAUGGUGGUGUUUGGAACAAGUGUAGCCUGUCCAAGUCGAUUGAUGAUGGAACUAUCUCUCUUCCUUCGGCUAGGUGCUUACCGUUUGGUGUUACAAAGAUUCCCUAUUUAUUUGUGGCUGAUGAUGCUUUUGCACUGAAACCGAAUGUGAUGAAGCCCUACCCACAGCAGAGUCUCACCGAAGACAAGAGAAUCUAUAAUUACAGACACAGUCGAGCAAGACGAAUAUCGGAGAAUUUGUUUGGGAUCAUUGCAAACAGAUGGCGUGUAAUCAGAGGUAUUAUUUUGCUCCCACCUGAGACAAUAGAAUCUCUUAUUAUGGCGAUCCUUGUUCUUCACAACUAUUUGCGGAAAAGCAUUUCAUCCAAGGCAUCAUAUUGCCCUGUCGGACUGCUUGACACAGAAUACUGCAAUGGUCGUUUUGUCCAAGGGCUGUGGCGCCAAGAAAGCAUGUCAGAGUCAUUAUUGCCACUUUCAGUCUCACCCACAGGCCAUAAUGCAUCAAAUAAUGCCAAAUUAGUGAGAGAGACAUUGAAGGAUUAUUUUUUUGCUGAAGGUUCUGUUGAUUGGCAAUGGAACUUUUGCUAG